UGUUACUGGAAAAAGCACUUGUCCCAUGAUUGUUCACCCUGUGGCCUCUUUUCUUUUUGCUUCGCCUGGCUCCAAAUGGACAAUGGCCUUGUGGGGUGAUGGCAUGAUUGCUCCAAAAUCUCAGCCAAGCUUGUUCGCGUUCGAAGUUUUGGCUGUGUUGGAAUUCAAAGGUGCAAUCUAUCUCAUGGAACGGUUAUUAUAGUCAAGUUCACUGGCUCAGUAGCCUGGGGCCUAGAUCUCUAUACAUUUAAAAGUAGGUAACAAACAUUCUGAAGACCCAGCUGCAAACGUCUCUGGGCAACAUGGCUUGUGCAAUGAAGGGCAAACUGGACUCCAUCGAGACCAUCCUAAGUCAAAAGAAGGGGCAAGUCUCAGGAAAGUUGCAGGAGAAGUUCAAGGUCCCGGAACGCGGCAGCUUCACCAAAAAAAACAAUCUUGAGUUUUGCUGGGCAGAUUUGGUCUCCGGUUUUCAUGAUGCCUGCACAGACUACAAGCGAGACCGAGUAGGCCCUCACGUGGUACCAGUGGAAAUUACCCUCGGUCGCGCCCUGGCGUUGGAUGGCCCAAUUGGUCAGGUCUAUGGAGGGGAAGCCCACCACUUUCAGCUGAAACAUCCCAACUACGCCUUCAUCGGUGCUCGCCAUCAACUUCGACGAGUACACCUUGCACUCUAUAAGAAGUACAAGUACCUUGAUUAUGACAAUGAUCUGACCAUCUUCUCUUCAAAUUUGUUGGCCAUGACGGAGUCGGAGAUGAAGACCUAUGCAUUGCUGAUCCGCAUGUUAGAGAAGUUCUAUUGGAAGCGCUUGCUGCGGCCCGAGGUUGACGACGAAACUCAUGGGCAGCAACGCAGUCAGGAGCAGGCCCGUCAGGUGCUGAGGAGCUACCGGCAUUUUUGCCCAGUCACCUUUGCCGCCCUGAGACAACGAGGCUUUGAGGAAAGUCUCGUGAAGAUCGUAGAUCAGUGGUUGCGGAGUUUCUUCUGCUUUGGUUGGGAUCCCCGGCCGCAGCACAUGGGAAACUUUCAGAGACUCAUUAAGGUGCUGUUCAAGGUGAAAGUGGACGAGAGUGACCCUUUUCGAGAGCUGCGGCGGAUUUGCGUGUGCUUGCUGAUGCAAAACUCGGACAAGCUCUUGGAGGCCUGCGAUCAACGAGCAAACACCAGGGACUUGGAGGCGAUCGCCAAGCGAAUAGUGCUGGGCCGCAGCUUUUUCCAGGUGUUGAAGGAGAUGAACUGUAGUGACAUGGGGUUCAGCACUGAAGACUUGGUGACCACCUUCCUGCCCCUGGGGGUCGUCGGUGGCUGGUGCAGCAUGCUCGAGCUUGACAGCGUGCUGCCAGGCUUGGGCCUUGUGAUCCCUGCGGCCUGCGCUUGCAUGGGCCUGGCGACUGUCUACAAGGAGGGCUUGGGCACGCUUGUGUCCAAGUUCUGCAAGCCUUCAAAAGAUGUCAUCAGGGGACCAUUCUUCGUGGAAGAAACCGAAGAAGAGGAUGACGAGGAUGAGGCUGAUGAGAGCCUGGAGGUGAACCUGGACGAGGAAGUCACCUUUGAGUUCCUGUUGGGCUAUGGGCAGUGGCAGACCGAUUUGAGGCUCACCUACGACGCUGUGAUCUCAAUGGACCUGAACCGCCUGAACCCCCCCCCCUUUGCCCACAAUUCCGGUGAUGCAGCAAGCCAACUCUUCCAAGUACCGUUACUUCCAGAAACCAGGGGAAGUUGGUGUCAAGUUUUGGGGAAGUGGAGGUAGGAACUCCAAGCAACAAGGCUGGAAAGCACAGAACUAUUGAGAACUGCUGAGCAAAAUUUGGUGCACGGAUUCUUUAACUCCCAGGACCUGCUGACGAGUUUUUGAGGGGAAUUGAUGACGCACGUAUUGACAACUGAACAUCUAUAUAAGCCAUUUUGUCAGAGUUGCCAGGAGGUCCAACAGCGGGCUGAAGACUGAAGCCUGCAGACUCUCGACUUGGGCAUAUUGCAUAUGUUCGGUUGACGUGACGAAAGUCUUGUUCCCGAAUUUUGCCAAAAAACUUUUUGUGAGGUCCGACAGCGGACUGAUGGCUGAAGACAGCACAUGUUCACGAUUUGGAUAAGAGAAACAGGACCUCCUGCGCUUACGAAAGACUUUCUUGAAGUCCCC
Molecule: messenger RNA, 2138 nt
Organism: Durusdinium trenchii
Lineage: Eukaryota; Dinophyceae; Suessiales; Symbiodiniaceae
Source: the annotation of a GenBank genome assembly